This is a messenger RNA of Nicotiana attenuata, 1673 nucleotides long. Its product is annotated as type 2 DNA topoisomerase 6 subunit B-like. Lineage: Eukaryota; Viridiplantae; Streptophyta; Magnoliopsida; Solanales; Solanaceae. The record is from RefSeq and is a predicted model, not a curated record. Gene Ontology annotation, cellular component: condensed chromosome. Gene Ontology annotation, molecular function: protein-macromolecule adaptor activity. Gene Ontology annotation, biological process: meiotic DNA double-strand break formation; reciprocal meiotic recombination. Bases 60 to 1469 code for a protein of 469 amino acids. The transcript is spliced from 12 exons.
UUGACAUCGCGCGCUUUCUCUCUCUCGCUCUGCAUUACUGCAAAAGUUGUACAGCAGAAAUGGAAGUCUCUUCCGUACAAAUGCUCUAUACACAUCUCAUUUUCUGCGCUGUUCAACGAUGCCGCUUAGCCGAUGAUCUCUGCAGAUUAUCCAUUAAAUUGACUUCCUUUUCUCGAUUUGGAUGCCCGAUCGUUCGAAUUUCAGUUUCUGAUACUGGUGUUGGAAGCAAAUUGGAGGAAUACCAAUAUUUGAAAUACAGAAACAAUGCUGUUCUGACUAAUCAAUGGGAUGGGAUGAUUUCUCUUGCAACUACAAGCAUAUAUGAUAGUGAGAUACACAACUUAAACUUAAAUUUGAAAGAAUCUAAUUCUGCUGGGAGACUGACAAAGCUACCCUCAACUGCAAAGAAUGGUGCCAAAUUCAGCGGGACUGAAGUAUCAGUAUCAAUAUCCAAGAGCCUUGAUGACUUAUUGGCAGAGGUUACCUGCUUUCUUCAGAAGAUGAUCCUUGUGAAGAUUCCGAAAGUUGUAAUGGAACUCUUAGCUGGUGGCAAUGAUCCUUUGGGAUCACAGAUUGGAAGUCGUAUUCUGGCAAUUGAGGGAAGUUCUGCAUAUUCUCCUGUUGAAAGCAUUAAAUGCUUGGAAGUAGGAUUCAAGGAUUAUGUUCGUAAGCGCUACACUGCCUUCUCAAUUGGGGAAAAUCUGAAGGUUGGAACUGGGGUUGCUAACUCUUCUGGAAGUUCUCAGGGCAAUAGCCAGGUGGUGGAAGCUGUGGUAAUUAUCAGUGAGAUGUCAGAACAAUUCCCUUCUUCCUGCAUCAGGGAACAAGACAUGAAAACGGAGGUCUUAUAUUUCAAGGACUUUGUACCUUGUUCUAAUACUCAGUCGUCCGUUGAUGCAUUGACAAGCAUCAACUGGAAAAAUUAUGGGUUGGCUCUACGAAGCAUUGCAGAUCAUGAUGGUUGUGUAAUGCUGGAAUGGGAGAACCUGCCACAAUAUUUUCACGUUCAUAUUGCCAUCCAUUGUUACCAUAGACAGGUGAAACAGUUGGUUGCACAAAACAGUAUAGCUGAUCGAAAUCUUGCUAGAAAAGCUGUCAAGUGUGCUUUGGAUGACUUAAAGGAAAAUAAUCAAGGGGUUCUCCUAAGUACACGUGCACUUAAGAUUUGUGAUUAUGCACCUGACCUUGCAAAAACUCUUGCUCGCCUGAUCUUAUCCUCGAAUGACUUGAACUUCCAAGAAGAAUGCUGUUCUCUUCUCGGAGUGCAGUCUCAAGAGGUUAACAUGGAUAAUGUUGGAAAUUGCAUCAGGGAUAAGAUAGUUUCAGUCAUCGGAUUAAAUGAUCGUAACCCCCAGAAGCAUAAAGAUGCCCCAAGUUUCCUCUUUGAAGAUGAUUAUUUCCAGAAAGAGGAUUUGAUGGACGAGGAAUAUCAAGAAGAUGAAGAAGCUUACAACUCUUUGGAUCUAUAGAAAGCUAGAAGCAUUGUUACAUAUCCAAUUAUUAGUUACUACUUUGUCAUGCCAUAUGGUUAAUCACAAUCAAUCUCUGCCAUGUUAUAUUACUUUUAUUGAGGGAUAGACGGCUUUAUAUGACAUGAGAUUUUGUGAAUUGAUGUGAGAAUAUGUAUUAACAAACUAUAGUUAACUGAUAAUGAUGAUGUGAGAAUGUGUUUU